AUGAUCAUCCCACGUGUGCCGGAGCCGGGGGCGCUGCCGCCCGCAUCGCUCGCGUGUGCCGGGAAGCAGGAUCUGGGAUCGGGAUGGGCAGCGCGGCCAGGCCGCUGCGGGUGCUCGUGGACAUGGACGGAGUCCUGGCCGACUUCGAGGGCGCGGUGCUGCGGGAAUUCCGCGCCCGCUUCCCGGCGGAGCCGCGCGUGGAGCUGGCGGAGCGCAGGGGCUUCUCGGUGCGGGAGCAGUACCGCCAGCUGCGGGAGGACCUGGAGGCUAAGGUAGCCAGUGUCUAUGAGUCGCCUGGCUUCUUCCUGAAGUUGGAUCCGGUUCCAGGAGCCCUUGAAGCUAUGAAAGAGAUGAUCCACAUGCAGGACACCCAGGUCUUCAUUUGCACGAGUCCUCUCCGGAAAUACGAGCACUGCAUUGUGGAAAAGUAUAAGUGGGUAGAGAAACAUCUGGGGCCCGAGUUUGUGGAGAGGAUUAUUCUGACCCGAGAUAAGACCGUCGUAGCUGCUGACCUGCUGUUUGACGACAAGGACACCAUCCAAGGCGCAGAACCGAACCCGAGCUGGGAGCACAUCCUGUUCACCUGCUGCCACAACAGGCACGUCCAGCUGCCGGCCCCGCGCCGGCGCCUGCUCUCCUGGGCGGACAACUGGAAGGCCAUCCUGGAAAGCAAGCGCAGGCAGUAGGGCAGGAAGGGGAUGCUGUGCCCUUCCCAGUGCCAGGGAAACCCAUUCCCAGGAGCCAGGGAGCACCAUCACCUCGGGGUCAGUUAUAACGACUAGUGAGCUGCCCCUGUCAGACUUGGUACAGAGCUGGCUGUCCCCGGGUUUCUGGAAGAUUCCUCUGCACUCAGUUCACCUCUGUAGCAUUUGGGUGUUUGCUGUUGGAGAAGAGAAACUGUAAAACACAAGCAGCUGUGGGUUGGUUGGAUUUUUGUGUGUGUGUUUAACCUCACUCCUGUUUGGUUUGCGCUGUCUGUGGGUGGAGAGGAGGAAAAAAAGAGGAAGAAGGAAAGCUCUUGAAACUUGAGCAGACACAGCGUGGGUGUCUGUCAGGGGGCACUGGGCUCAACAGCCAAACCUUCUAAAUUUUAUGUAUUUAGCCACCCUGGCUUUUGGGUUUUCUCUUGCCUCAUUGGCUGAUCAUGAAAGGAGACCAAGCUGGCCUCGAUUUCUGGCCCAUGUGCUUGAGUAAGAGUGGGCAAAGGCUGCAAAUGCUGCAGAGAAAUAUUUAUGAGCUCAUACAGAACUGAUUACACAGCAUUCAAGU
Messenger RNA from Empidonax traillii (willow flycatcher), 1269 nucleotides. It is a transcript of the gene NT5C, whose product is annotated as 5', 3'-nucleotidase, cytosolic. The record is from RefSeq and is a predicted model, not a curated record. The coding region runs from base 84 to 686 and encodes 200 amino acids. The transcript has 5 exons. Gene Ontology annotation, biological process: pyrimidine deoxyribonucleotide catabolic process. Gene Ontology annotation, molecular function: 5'-nucleotidase activity. Lineage: Eukaryota; Metazoa; Chordata; Aves; Passeriformes; Tyrannidae.